AUUGCACAUCCCGCAUGGAGUCGGAUCAAGAAAUUCAACUGGAAGAAGUACGAACAGAAAAAGGUCGCAAAAACGCCUCGGCCCAAAAUCCGGUCAAAAUGGCCAGAUUGGCCCUCGACUUCCUCUUCUUUCGGAGGUUCUGGCGUCUUCUUAAAAUCCUGUUUCCAUGUCAUCGUCGAUCGAUAACCGCGUGGCUCGCCGGAGCACUGCUCAUCGCAACUGCUCUCGAUCAAGUAAUGACGUAUUUAGUUGGAAUCCAGCCAAGUCUGUUCUACGUGGCACUGGGAAACAAGGAUGCUGACACGUUUAAAAUUCUGUGUGCACGGGGAGCCGCGAUUAUUCUUGGAAAAGCUUUUACAUUAGCAGUAUUCAAAUAUCUUACAAAUAUGUUAGCGAUCAAAAGUCGUCAAGUAUGUAAUCUCACGAUGCAUAGGUUAUAUUUCAAGAGACAAGCUUUCUUCAAGCUAUCUUCUUCUGGGGAUAUGCUUGAUAAUCCAGAUCAACGUCUAACCCAAGAUAUUGAAAAAGCCACUCGAAUCCUUUCCAAUGAUCUUCUAGCUCCAAUUGCUACAGCUCCAUUCAUAAUUGGAUAUUACACAUGGCUAACUUAUGAAAGUUCCGGUUGGAUUGGUCCCGCAGCGAUCUACACCUAUUUCUGUAUCCAAACAAUUAUCAACAAGAUGAUUUUGUCUCCGAUUGUUCAAAAAGUAUCAGAACAGGAGAAAAUGGAAGGAGAUUUCCGACAAAGACAUAUGGAAGUUCGUUCGAAUGUCGAAGCAAUCGCCUUCUAUCGUGCUGGUGUUCUGGAGAAUAUUAUGACGAAUCAAAAAUUAAAAAAUUUAAUUGAAACUCAAAAAUCGCUAACUGAAUGGAGAAUGGUUCUAAACAGUAUCACGAAUGUUUUCGAUUAUUUCGGUGGAAUUCUUUCGUAUCUUAUCAUUGGUGUUCCCGUGUUCAUCACUCAUCUCUAUGACGACGUUUCACCUGCAGAAUUGAAUGGAAUUGUUUCACGGAAUGCAUUCUUCUACCUGUACCUCAUCUACAGCUUCUCGACGGUGUUAAAACUCACUGGAGAUUUUGGAGAACUUGCUGGAGUCACUCAUCGUGUUAUGGAACUUCACGAAGAGCUGAAUCGUCUUCACUCGGAUUGCCUUGAAACUGAUCGUCCUCCAUCUACAGUACCAUCUUCAGUUGUCGUUAUUGCUUCUGAUGAAGAUGAUAAAUCAGCGUCCCGACACAUGCAAGAGAUUCAUGGAAAACAAAUGUCUCUGGAACGAGAUGAGCAGGAAGAGGAAGAAGCACAAUAUCUACUCGGAGGAAAAACUGGUCAAGAGGAUGAUUGGCCGGAUGAUGGUGUCGCGAUUACUGUAGAUUCGGCUACACUUUCACCGCCCAAUGACCAUAGUCAUUUGAUAGUUCAGUUGCUCUCGUUGCAAAUAAUCCAAGGUCAAACUCUUCUGAUAACUGGAGACAGUGGAUGUGGAAAAUCGUCACUUCUUCGAAUGUUUGCUGGCCUUUGGCAUUGUUCGUCAGGAAAAAUGGAUUGUCAUUGGCGUCGACUCACUUCAAAUCUGUUCUUCCUGGCUCAAAAACCAUAUUUCCCAUCUGGAAACACCACUCUGCGACAACAAAUCGUAUAUCCAGUCAAAGCAUUGCAAGUUGAUAAGGAUGUUGCAAGAAUCACUCAAAUUUUGGAAUGGGUGAAGAUGGAGCAUCUAGUCGAACGAUGUGGUGGUCUUGAUACUCCAGUUGAAUGGGAUUGGAUGAAGACACUAUCUCCUGGAGAACUACAAAGAUUAUCACUGGCUCGAGUGUUUUAUACGAAGCCACGGAUAGUUUUCCUUGAUGAAUCCACGUCAGCAAUUGGAUUCGAGCUGGAAAUGGCAAUUUAUAGGAAAUUGCAAGAAGAGAAGAUCACAUUUGUGUCAAUUGGUCAUCGGUAUUCGCUGAAACAAUUCCAUGAUAUGGAACUUAGAGUCAAGGGUCGCAGUGGAGAAUGGUCCCUUCACGACAUUGACACAGCCUCGAUAGCUAGUCGAACUGCCAGUUUCCUUGGUGCCGAUACAGUUCUUUCCAUGUAAUCACGUUCCCCCUCCCAUUCCUUUACUUUUCCCAAUAGAAUAUUCCAAAUUUUCCCUGCCAAGUACCCUUACAUGCUUUUGGACAUCCCCUUUUUACUACUUCAGGUAUGAUUGUUUUAAGAUCCUCAUGAGCUUUACCCCCAUAUGCCCCGAAAUCUUCUUGUUUCAUGGAUAUCCGCCUUUUAAAUUUUCUUAUCAAAUUUUUCUUGCUCUCUGCAUUUUUUGCUCUGAAAAUUCGAGAUUGCUGUAUUUGUUCUGUGAAUAUCCUUUUGUUUUCUUUCCUAUCCUCAACUUUAAAAUAUCGCUUUAUGCUGCUUCAUACUGGAGAUUUUUCGUGUUCAUCCCCCUUUUUUACUUACAUCGAAUUCUUUCCCUUCUUCGCUCCUUCUCCUCCUUUUUACGAUUUUAUAUACUGGUAUCUUUUUCAUAUUUCCGUUUAAUUGCCAAUUACCCACAAAUUGCUGUUAUUAUAUGUUUGUCAUUUUUUGAGUUUCAAAGAGUGAUGAGCAUGUGAUUUGAUUAUUAUGCUGCCUUUGAAGCUUUCAAGAAAUUGGAUAUUAAAACAAUUGUUAUCU
Messenger RNA from Caenorhabditis elegans, 2656 nucleotides. It is a transcript of the gene pmp-3, whose product is annotated as ATP-binding cassette sub-family D member 4. The record is from RefSeq and is marked reviewed. NCBI's taxonomy places the organism in Eukaryota, Metazoa, Nematoda, Chromadorea, Rhabditida, Rhabditidae. Bases 15 to 2081 code for a protein of 688 amino acids. Gene Ontology annotation, biological process: transmembrane transport. The transcript has 8 exons. Gene Ontology annotation, cellular component: membrane. Gene Ontology annotation, molecular function: ABC-type transporter activity; nucleotide binding; ATP hydrolysis activity.